Molecule: messenger RNA, 5161 nt
Organism: Gadus macrocephalus (Pacific cod)
Lineage: Eukaryota; Metazoa; Chordata; Actinopteri; Gadiformes; Gadidae
Gene: znf831
Product: zinc finger protein 831
Exons: 4
Coding region: 584-5161 (1525 amino acids)
Source: RefSeq, a predicted model, not a curated record
GGAGGUAUUUUCACAAUUUCAGUUCUGCAAUACUGAGAGGUGCAGUGUGUGCCUAUGCAAACAUGUCAUCUGUGUUGACAUCCAUUUGGGUUAACAAUGUGUUGACGUGUUCAUGGCAUUCAUGUUGUUUGUGUUGGUGUUGGGGUGGUUGUGGAGCAGGUCUUUGUUGGACUGUUGCUCAUUCGGCUCACCCAGCUCAGCCUCAUCCAUUCCUUUUCUUUAUCUCCACGACCCCCCCACCCUCCUCUCUCUCUCGCGCUCUCUCUCGUGCGCUCUCUCGCUCUGCCUUAUCACUCUGUCACAGUGCAUCUUUCCUCAUUUGCAUUUGUUCCACUUCUUUGUGACAGGAAACUCUUCUGUCAGACGCCCGUUUGAAAACUUACAGAGCAGAGGAUCAAAAGGCCAUUGAUCCGUGUGUGUGAUUCACCGUGAGCUGUGACUGCCUUGUUCUUGUACAUUAAGGAGGUGUUCCACAGGCUGCGUUGUCGCUGAUGGAUGUUGAGGGACCGAGGAGAACUUUAGUGAGGAGGUAAUCACAUUCACCAGCGCUGGAUUACAUCACGAUGGCGGCAACGGCAUUACCAUGGAGACUGGCAAGGCACAAUCUGUGAGCGCUCUGUUGUACGGCUCGGUUGCCGUGCCGACGGAGAGGAAGAUGGACGCCCAGGCCCCGCUGACUGCUGUUUACAUCCGAGCUGUGCCCGCCCCCCCGCCCACCCAGCAGCUGUUCCCGCAGGCUCAGUUUCCAGGGACUCCCCAACGUGAGCCUGCCACCCUCAAUCUGGCCGGGCCCCCCCUCUACACCAAGGACGCCCUCCCCUUCCUGACGGUGCACCUCUCCGGCGGGCUCCAGCCCCUGCAUCAGGAGCUGGGCCUCUCGCCCGCCGCCCCCCUCGCCCCUCUCGCCCCCGCCUCCAGGCCCCGGGCGGCGGGGAAGCACGUGUGUCCGCACUGCGGCCGGGACUGCAUGAAGCCCAGCGUGCUGGAGAAGCACCUGCGCUGCCACACCGGCGAGCGGCCCUACCCCUGCCUCACCUGCCGGGUCUCCUUCAAGACGCAGAGCAACCUGUACAAGCACAAGCGCACCCAGGCUCACGCGCGCCUCUCGGCCGAGGCGGGGCAGGGCGCCAGCGGCAGCCUGGAGAGCGGGUGCGGAUCCAGCCUGGGCGGCUCGUCUCUGGACAGCCAGGUCGAGGAGGAGUCGGGGGGCCUGGAGGAAGAGGUCAACAAGUACUCCUACGCAGCCAGAGCAGAACCGGGGACGGACCCAGAACGGGGCCCCACUGGAGACCCCGUCCAGGGAACGAUCGACACGAGCUCUGCAACACAGAAGCCAGAGCCUGCUCAAAGACCAGGCCUAGCGAAGGAGGAAGUGAGAGGGAAAGAGUGUGAAACCAGAAAGUGUCCAAGUGUGACGCCAAAUCGACACCUUCCCCUUCAGAGGCAGGCGGCCACACAGGUCUUUAAAGAGUGGCCCGGUGAAGCGUCGAGAGGGAAACCCCAGAGCCACACGAGCACCGACUCAGGCUUCAGCGAGAGCACCGACCACAACAUGGACGCCCUCCCAGAGUGCAUCACGGGGCACCACGACUGGUCUGGUAGCAGCCAGAACGGACCAGACACCAGGGACGGGGUGCCUGUGCGGGAGCAGAGAUCACUGGAGGAGCACAUAUCCAAGCUCAUCUCGGAGAACAGCGUCGUGGUGGACGACAAGAAGCUGAAGACCAUGAGGCCCCGGAAGACGGUGCUAUCCAAGCAGGGCAGCAUCGACCUACCCCUGCCCUACACGUACAAGGACUCUUUUCACUUUGACAUGCGGAAUAAUCUCUCUCCGAUCGCCAGGCUCCCCGGCAGCAGGAGGCCCGAGCUGCAGAGCUCCCUGCAGCCGCCCGGCUCAGCGAGCACGGAGCAGGCCCCUCUCAGCAGGAGCAGCUCCCUGCCCUACAGCAUCGCCCUCCUGCCCCCAGAGCAGGGCAACCGCAGCUUCUCCUACCCCAGAGAUGAUGUCACCGUGAUCCGCAGAGGGAGCUCCAACCCCGUGCACCCGACGGCCUUUCCCUGCAAAUCUGUGGACCAGCAGGUGCCCGCCCACCGCCCGCUGGUGCGCCAGGCCGCCGUGGACUGCAACCACGCAGCAGAAGGUCCUUUCUUCACGCAUUCGUCAGCAGAGAGGCUGCCGGUAAACAGAGACCUCAGCUGUGACGGGGGAGGUGGCGGGGAGCCGAGCGACCGAAAGCAGCCCAGGAAAAAGGCGCAGAAGUUCACCUACAACAAGUGGUACACCUACAAGGGAGGCACGUUCAAGAAGCUCUACAACACUACAAAGGCCGGGGGUAGGGUGGUGUCCGCUGCCGAGGAUCCAUCGUCGUCGAGGCCGGAGCGUUUGAUGGCCCAAAGUGGGAAGAGUCCCAGUGAUUGGACGACGACAGCAGGCUUGACCACCGGUGGGGUAGCUGUCUGCCAUACGUCCUGCCUGCCUGCCCAACCCCCGCCGGUUCCAGGUCUGGAGUUCAAUCCCAAACCCAGGAGGGUUCAUCAGGAGUGCAGCUCUCCCAGGCCCCAACUCCUCAGUCAUGCGUCCUUGUCCACGCUACAUGUAACCCCGAACAGAUCGCCAGAGAACCAAAGCAGGACAGAUGUCACGGGCCGACCAGCAGAGAGGCAUGCUGGCAAAGAGAAACACGCUCACUCCAUCUCACCACCUCAGAGGGCCCACAUUCCUUCAGACAGGAAAAAGCAGCGAACCCAUGACAGUACAGUAGUAAAUCCCUCAAGAACGGCAGCAGACCACAACACAAUAAACAACCCCUCCUCCUCCCUUCUUGACGUUUUCCCCACACAGAAUACAAACAUUUGUCAGUUUAGCCUGCGUUUGGAUCAAAGACUUAAUCGGCUCGGGAUAGGCCUUGUGGCUCCGUGCAUCGGUGCAUCAAAUGUGCAAACAUCUGUAAAACCUCCUUCUUCCGUUUCUCUCCUCUCCUCCGCCAAGCCUAGCUUCCUGCCAAAGUAUCAACUCAAGAUCCCCACCACCACUGAAACCAGAUCUACGCCCUCACUGCACACUGUCAAAGUGUCAAAAAAACAAAACGUUGACUACGGCCUCACGGGUGUCUCCUCUACUUCAGAUAAUCCACACUUCUUACCCGGCAGCGGAAACACAACGUCCUCUGGGAGCGAAUUUACUCCGCAACCCUACGUGCUUUCAGGAUAUCCGCAAAGCACAGAGGCCAGAGACUCCACACAGACAGUGAACGUGUGUGAAUCCUUCGUACCAGGUGGAACUCCAUGGGCGAGUCCGGCGCUGGCCGUAACUCAGAGACAUUGCACAACCAUCACCACAGCCACUGCCACAAUGCGUAGCCAUCCUAAAGAGUUAUUCUCCCCGACUGUAAUCCAGGCCUCAGCCUUUAAACCCGUCAUGGCCCCCCAUGCCGCCUGCUUAGCCAGACCUUUACUGCCAAAACGAUCCAUCACGGCCUCAACUACAGCGAGACCGAACAGCCGCUCAGCGAUUCUGUCGUCGUCCAUCUCCACGACCCUCACCACUUUCUCCCAAGGUCUCCGGCUGGAUCCGCCCCUCCUGGACCCCUUACGGUCACUCCCCUCUUCGGGACAGUCGACCCGAGGGGACGCAGGGUCUGGUGGGCACCCGUUGGCCGAGCCCCCCCGUCAGAUGGGGCCGUUUGAGGCUGGGCAGCUGGACCCCUUUCGGACGGUGUUCCACGUCCAGACGGCCGACCUCCAGAUCUGUCUGCAGAUCAUAUCUGACGAGCAGCUGGCUCUCAUCGAGCCACGGAUGAAGAAGCAGGCGGGUACAUCAGAGAAAACCCCCCAGACUCCUGCCCCCCGCUUAAUUGGGCCUGCAGAAACCUGCAGGGGGAAAAGGGCCCAUCAAUCAACCUGUGAUCAAAGGGAGGUGGAAAACAUGGCGCCCCCACCUUCAGACCUGCAGUCCGUCAUUCUGAACUCUAUGGGACAGGCAGGUGUCAGUCAGCCUCCGGCAUCAGGUAUGGUCGAUGUCUCUCGGUCUCUUCAACCCCUUGUUCACCCAAACAGUGAUUCUAACCACAACACAGCUGCAGAAAGCAGAUGUGGCACCGGCAGCACCGAGGCAUCGCCUAAAGCGGCGAAGCCUGACACAAGGAUACUAAAAGGGGAACCCGCCCAUUCGGUCUCAGCUGGUCUUAAUGCUGCAGAACUGGGGGAGGUGACCUCUCUGCUCCCUGGUGGAUUCAUACAGGAAGGAAGCCAAGGAAGCCAACACACUCCUCUAAGUCGAAGGGCAAUAACCUGUACCGUGGAGGAAGUCACGGCUACGCUCAAGGACCGACCCAGCGCCUCUCAGGGUAGGGAUGGCGGGGCAUGGGCCUGGACCCAAGCGGAGGCCAGCCACGUCACCCCCCACCCUUGGGACGGGGCGUCGCUGCUCCCAGAAGUCAACAACGAAUGCUGCAGGGCUUCAGCGGAGGUGACAGUCGACCUGCCCGUGUGUGGGGGUGGGGGUGGUGGAGGUGGAGGUGGUGGUGGUGGUGGUGGUGGUGGUGGUGAUUGUGGAGGUGGAGAUGGAGGUGGAGGGGAUUGGGGUGGUGGUGGAGGUGGUGGUAGCAGUGGUGGUGGUGAUUGUGGAGGUGGAGGUGGAGGGGAUUGGGGUGGUGGAGGAGGUGGUGGUAGUGGUGGUGGUGGUGAUUGUCGAGGUGGAGGUGGAGCUGGUGAUGAUGACGACCUGGUGGACCCUGGACCGGGCCUCUCAUACACACCUCUGCAGCUCUUCAGGCGCGGUGAGGCUGGCCGCGGCCCGGCUGGGCCUCUGAUCCCCUCAACGCCUCCACACCGCGGCCCGGCUGGGCCUCUGAUCCCCUCAACGCCUCCACACCGCGGCCCGGCUGGGCCUCUGAUCCCCUCAACGCCUCCACACCGCGGCCCGGCUGGGCCUCUGAUCCCCUCAACGCCUCCACACCGCGGCCCGGCUGGGCCUCUGAUCCCCUCAACGCCUCCACACCGCGCCGCUGUCUGGGACUCAGCCACCUCGCCGGCGGACCUCCCCCGACCACAGCCACCAGGGCCUUCCCAUGGAGGCCUUCCCAUGGAGGCCUUCCCAUGGAGGGCCUUCCCAUGGAGGAGGCGUCUGUCGCUGAGUCGGUGUGUUGACUCUGAGUCAUGA